This is a messenger RNA of Gongylonema pulchrum, 252 nucleotides long. NCBI's taxonomy places the organism in Eukaryota, Metazoa, Nematoda, Chromadorea, Rhabditida, Gongylonematidae. The record is from the annotation of a GenBank genome assembly.
AUGACAGCAGCUAUGCGUGCGCAGGCUCUGGUUGCAUCGCAAGCGGAGCAUCAGCGACAGUUCGCUCUUGCAAUGAUGCGUGGCGAUGUGACUCAGGCACAGAUGAUUCGAGCACGAUUUUUGUCGCAGCAGGCAGCUGCUUUGGGCGCCUUCCCGAAUCUCCCGAUGAACUCUCAUCCGCAGCAUGUUUGUUUUUCCUGCUUUUUUUUUUGCUUUUGUCAGAUUUCUCGGAAAUAUUUUACUGUAAAAUGA